GAACAUUUUUCCCCUCCUAUUUAUUACUCCCCUCCCUCCCUCAACUUUUUUCCUCCUUUCCAACACACUCUUCAUACUUCACAUACAUAAUCCUUCACAAUGGGUUUCACCGACUUCGUUUCUGAGACUGGCCUCACCCUUGCCAACAACUUCUUCUCUACCCGGAGCUACGUUGUUGGCGACGCCCCCUCCCAGGCUGAUGCUGUGACCUUCAAGGCCUUCUCCGGCGCUCCUGACGCCGAGAAGUACCCUCACGUCGCUCGCUGGUACAAGCACAUCGCUUCUUUCGAGUCUGACUUCGCCUCUCUUCCCGGUGACUCCGCCAAGGCCUACACUGCCUACGGCCCCGAGUCCACCGACCUGCCCACCAACCCCAAGAACAAGCCCGAGGAUGACGACGACAUGGACCUCUUCGGCAGCGACAGCGAGGAGGAGGACCCCGAGGUCGUCAAGGAGCGUGAGGCCAACCUUGCCGCUUACAAGGCUAAGAAGGCUGCCAAGCCCAAGCCCGUUGCUAAGUCUCUUGUGACUCUUGAGGUUAAGCCUUGGGAUGAUGAGACCAACCUUGAGGAGAUGGAGGCUAACGUUCGUGCCAUCGAGAUGGACGGUCUCGUCUGGGGUGCCUCCAAGUUCGUUGCCGUUGGUUUCGGUAUCAAGAAGCUCCAGAUCAACCUGGUCGUUGAGGACGAGAAGGUCUCCACCGACGAGCUCCAGGCUCAGAUCGAGGAGGACGAGGACCACGUCCAGUCCACCGACGUUGCUGCCAUGCAGAAGCUGUAAAUGAAACGUCUAAUCAUGAAGCGAAAUGGUGUGAUGAAGGAUUUUAUUAUUUGAUGUCACGAACUUGAAUAACUAGAACUCGACCGGUUGAUCUCCGGUCGUUUUGAUGAAUGAAAAAAACCAAAAUACCCACAUUCAAC
This is a messenger RNA of Aspergillus melleus, 920 nucleotides long. Its product is annotated as translation elongation factor 1 subunit beta. Gene Ontology annotation, molecular function: guanyl-nucleotide exchange factor activity; translation elongation factor activity. The transcript is spliced from 4 exons. The record is from RefSeq and is a predicted model, not a curated record. Bases 100 to 780 code for a protein of 226 amino acids. Gene Ontology annotation, biological process: translational elongation. Gene Ontology annotation, cellular component: cytosol; eukaryotic translation elongation factor 1 complex. Lineage: Eukaryota; Fungi; Ascomycota; Eurotiomycetes; Eurotiales; Aspergillaceae.